GUCGUCGUGAAAAUGAAUAUUGAAAAAACGUAUAAUAUUAUAAUUUGAAUUUUAUUAAUCGUCAGAGUCGAUGUCACUUAUUAUUUGCCGUAUCAUCGCGCAGUACCUAAUAUCAUAUAAUUAUUAAUAAUUACAAUAAUAUUAUAAUAGUAUGAUGCGUUUUAUUUUUUUAUUUUUACCCAGUGCAGCAGCGUAGGAUUAGUAUAUAGAAAGAAGAUAUCAAAUCGGCUGUCUAUAUCUGUAAUACGCUCGUAUUGAACAUCUGUGGUAGGCAUUAUUUAUUUUAAUUGGCCGCAUAAUAUUAUAAUAUUUUACAUUAACUAUACGCGUAUCCAGUGAGUUAUGGAACAGCCAUUUGGCUAUUGCGCAACCGAAAAUCCCUACGUAGGUAUUUCGAUAUUAAUUUAUAUAUUGUACAGCAUUAUCAUCGCGUUCGUCCACCGAAUCAAUAACGUUCCGUCUUAUAAUAUUACAGGCAAACGCGUAAUUAUAUAAAUAGAGGUUCUCGGGCUCGUUAAUGUAAAAUAUCGUUACGUUUCGAUAAUGAUAUAAUAUUAUACUUGGUCAUAGAUUAAUAUAUAAGUAUACGACGCGUUAUGGCUAAUAUUAUAAUGACGAUAAUAUUAAUGAGCAACGAUAUUAUAAUAUUCUAUACGCGCACACCGUUAUCAUUGUUUUUAUGGCCAUUAUAGAUGUUAUUAAUCGUAUACCGUAAAACUUACACACACACACCAUAUAGGUACCUACAUCCAGCGUGCCCGCGCGGGUCUUUAUCGCGGCCGUUUAAGUCGAAACACAUGAUGAUGAUAUAGUUUAACGAUUUGAAUACGAUUUGAAUACCGCACAACGUACAUAUAUAUAUACAUAUAUUAUUAAUGUUUUCAAUAGGGUAAACCGUUUUCUAAUCUCGCGAUUAUCGGCCCCCCCCCUCGCAGCGGGUCUGUACCGAUACAGAUGUAUAGCCGUGCGUAAUAUACGACUGGUGGUAAUGAUACAUCGACGUCACGACGACGAUAAUAGUAAUAAUAAAAAUAUUGACUAUACAAUAUCUUUAAUAAAAAUUUUAUUUUUCCCGUAGUAACGUUUACGCCGCCGACGUGAAUACAGACCUAAGGCCGCAAGAGCUGCAGUCCGUACUCUAACUGCAGUAGUGUCUAUAUAAUAUACUUAGUGUUCACCGUACACGUCGAAUAAUGUUACACGUCCAUCAACAAUAAUUAUCGUUUUUUUCGUUUUUUUUUUUUUUUUGUCAUCAUGUUUAAGUACAAUCAAGGCAGAGAUCGAUUCGUGCCCGAUCGACAUCGGAGCCCGUAUUCGUUUUAUUCUCUACACUACAGCACCGUCAAUCAUCAAUACGAUUGCGUGUCCAACUGCGCCGAAGAAUCCGAUUUCCUGGAACCGUUCGAGUGCGAACGGCAGCAAGAACAGAAGCACCGAGCUUUCCGGCAACUUCAGUCGUACAUGUCACUGGAGUCCACUGGCGGACACUUGUUGCGGCACGUAUUGAAAGAACGUAAUAAUAGCGCAGACAAGAUAGACCUUGCCACCCUAUACCGGGACGUUGACUUGACGUGGCCCAUUCGGAUGGUUGACAAGAGACGUUUGGCCCGGAAGUCCAAUCAGGCCACCAACAAAUCACUGGUAGCCGAUCUGCUGUUGGACAUGCCGAAUCUGUCCAACGACUGGAUGACCAAGAUACUGGACUGGAGUGCGACGGGCUACUUGACGGCUGCCAUACAAUCGUCGAUACACUUGUGGUCGUGCCGCACGCAGAGCGUCCAGUACACGAUCGACGCGGCGAACGGGCACGAGCCGACGGAGGCGGACGGAGGAAGCGGCCCGGCGAAAACCGUCGUCGGCUGUGUGAAAUGGGACGCGCAGGGCGUAAAACUGGGAUACUCGUUCACGGUGGACCGGGACGAAGCGCCGUCGUUCGACUCGUCGGCCGAAGCGUGGGACGGCGGCGGUCCCUCGCCGCACGCUCUGUUGUCGCGGGAACGGACGAACGCGGCACGCGAACCGCAAUCGGCGGACGUGACGUACCGGUCCCCGUCCACGGCGAACUCGUCGGCGGACGAAACGUCCCGGCGAAACGGUGCGGCCGCGGCGAAGAGCGUCGGACGCGUAAAGGUUUGGUUAUUGAACGCAGGGAGUGAAAACUCAAAUUAUGAACAAAAAACAUCGAAUUGUGGAUGUGAAAACGAGGACGCAUACCAACGGUUCAAUGGAUGCAAAAUUAUUGUAAUGGAUUGGUUGGCUAACGGUCGUAUUUUAGUGACAGGAUGCACGAGGGCCACAGUGACAUUCUUCAGGUACGAUUUCGCCCAAAAGAAAUUGAUCGUUAUUCUCGUUUUAUACAAGCCAGACGAAAAUUCGCUAAUUACCUGCCUGCACGUGUCGCAGGACAAAUGGAGUCGUCACUUGGCAGUCGCCACUUAUUCACAUCGGGCCUGUAUAUUGAGAGUUUGGCGUAUCAAAGACCUGCUGGAAUUAGGCCCAGCAGACGAUGGGGAUUUAAAUUUGAGUAUCAACGUGACCCAUACCUUGACCGACCGAUACGACAGUAAACGGCGUGGCCAGUCUAACUGGCUGAUUAAGGCCUUCGCUUGGCACCCUUGGAAACACGCUCUGAUGUGUUACGCUGUCACGUCGACCCCACGGGACGGGAUGCAGAUGUACGUCAACCGCAAGUCUCCGUCAUGGUUCGUACUGGCGAACGCGUGCAAGGGACAAGUGUUGAAGCGCAUCGAACAGACCGCAAGCAACUGCUGUCCGACGAUGAACAUACUGCACGUCAACACCCACUCGAUGACGUUCAGCCGACUGACUGGCGAACUCCUGGUGUCGGCCACGACCGUGUACAGUGUCAAUAGUGCAUAUUCCAGUCCUAUUUUAAUAGAUAAACACAGCGUCGUAGUGAUGCACGCCCUGGACCGAAUCGUCGAGACAUUGAGCAGUAGCCAGACGGAUCGAGGCCUGUUUUUUGCGUGGAGCCCGGACGGCAAGCGUAUAGCUUUGACGAAUUCCGACGAGUCGUUGAGAAUAUGGAACUUUUGGCCGUCCGGUAACGUCCGACAAAAAACCAAUAAUCGUCCGCCGCACGUUUACACAACGAAUGCGAUUUCCACGGUUAAUUCGGCCCACCAAACGGAAGACUUGAACAACAACAACAAUUACAGACUUAUACACAAUCAAAGCUCUCAAAAUAGCCAUACGGCGAUGUCCCAGCUAUCGUUGGACGCGGCUCGCAUAAUAAAAUGAUCUCCGAUAAGACGUGCGUUUUGUGUUUGAAAGAUGUCACGCGAUGGGCGUGACAAUAAUAAUUUAGCAUUUAUAAAAAAUUUUCGAGUCGAUUAAUAAGCAACUAUAAGAAGUUAAAGUUUGUUAACCAUUACACUUGGCCCUAGCGGUUAAACGCCUACUUAAAUUGUGGCCAAUUUUUUACCUAUAUCGCGGAUAACUUAUAAUUUUGUCGAUGCUUUUUUUUUCAUCUUUUUCUCUAUACGUAUAGAUAUAUUUAUAUUAUAACUUCGACUUCCGUAAACUAUGAUUCUAUUUUUCUUUUUUUGUAAAUAUUUUACUAAUUUUUACACCGUAGAUACGUAUUUUUUCUCGGGUCGAUUAAAUGAAUUUAAUAUUAAUUUUGUAUUUUUAUAUUUUUUUAUUACUUAUAAUAUUGUUAAACGUAUAAUUACAAUUAUCAUUAGUUAAGUGUUAUGGGUGGUAUUCAAAAUUUGCAACAGUUGUACAAUUCAAUUUUUACACACUCCGCAUUAUGUAUUAUAAUAUAGUACGUCUUAUUAUUACUAUAUUAAGUUCGUUACAGUGUAAAACAGUACUUGUGAUGGCCAUGAUGCUGAACAAUAAAUUAAAACACUAUGUAAUCGUAUUAUACUACCUAAAUCUGUAUUAUUAUUAUUAUUAUAAUUACACGGCUACAAAUAAGUAUAGUUAUUUAAACAUUAUACAGGAUGAUGAUUCAUCAAGCAUACUCAUAAAAUUCUAAUUUUCGAAAUUUUUAAGUAUACCUACCUACUUUAGAGGCCUCUAUGAGAGGAUCAAUUUCUUGAUGAAUCGUUUUGUAUAAUUAUAACUAUUUUUGAUCCACUAGCCAAUCGUAAUGCUGUAUAAUUUUAGCUAUUAAUUUUAAAGUGGUACAUAAUAUUACCUAACUUUUAUUUUUACACCUAAGUUUAAAAAAAAUAAUACAAUAUUUCUAAUUAGUAGUCAAUUCUAAAACCAUAAAAUCUGAAUAGUUUAUAAAAGACAACUAUUUUUUAUAGAUAUUUUAAGUUUAA
Messenger RNA from Aphis gossypii (cotton aphid), 4298 nucleotides. RefSeq lists its product as uncharacterized. Lineage: Eukaryota; Metazoa; Arthropoda; Insecta; Hemiptera; Aphididae. Gene Ontology annotation, biological process: positive regulation of anaphase-promoting complex-dependent catabolic process; positive regulation of ubiquitin protein ligase activity; anaphase-promoting complex-dependent catabolic process. Gene Ontology annotation, molecular function: anaphase-promoting complex binding; ubiquitin ligase activator activity; protein binding. Gene Ontology annotation, cellular component: anaphase-promoting complex. Bases 1255 to 3261 code for a protein of 668 amino acids. The record is from RefSeq and is a predicted model, not a curated record. The transcript is spliced from 8 exons.